Cucurbita pepo subsp. pepo (vegetable marrow) is the source of this 2155-nucleotide messenger RNA. RefSeq lists its product as uncharacterized. Lineage: Eukaryota; Viridiplantae; Streptophyta; Magnoliopsida; Cucurbitales; Cucurbitaceae. The record is from RefSeq and is a predicted model, not a curated record. Gene Ontology annotation, molecular function: lipid binding.
GAAGAAGAAGAAGAAGAAGAGAAGAAAAGUUUCAAACGUGAAAAAUGCAAACGCGGUGACAAAAACGCGACCGAUCGCUGUCUUCGAAAUUGGUAUUUGGGCAUUUUAAUGGCGAUUUAGAGUGCGACCGACCAUACCCAUCUGCCAUUUCAGCGUGAUUCCAAGUUCGGCCAAACUCAUUGAUUCUUUUUGUGAUUUUGAGAGAACCCUUUCUUUUGUUUAUCUAUAUUUAAGCAACGAGGGGGAGAUAUUUAGAGUUGAAUCUGUUUUGGCCCCAAAUUUUCUCUAUAACCCGAGAAAUUUAUCUGGCUCUUAGAGGAGUUUAUCUUCUUUUCACCGAUUAUCUCUGGAUUCUUAUCCAUUUUCUGAUCUUCUGUUUCGCCCCUCGCAGAGAAAGAGGGAAAAGGGGCGGAAAAUUAUAUCCGAAUCUCGGUAAAAUUAUACCCGAAUCCCGCCCUCACCCAAUUCCUUCGCUCCUUGUGUUUUCUUCGCUAUUUGGCUUUGUGGGUCGUUUCGUUUUUUUGACUUUGGGAGCUGAUGGCGGUGGAUUCGUUCUUGUUGGAGGCGGCGGAGGCUUCAACUGCCUACGAUUUUGCGUUUAAGAUUUUGAUGUUCAUUGUUCGUUUGUGGGUGGGGAUUAUUGUGGGGGUGUUGGUGGGAUGGAUUUGGAAACCUAAAUGGGCGGAUUUCGGUAGUGAUUUAUUCCAUUCUUCAAAGUUGAAGGACAAUCUGUUGUCUUGCUCUGUUGGAUCAAUUUCUGGCUUGAAUUUGGUGAAGAUUCAACUACCCAGAUGCUUGAAUUUGAUGUCAAAUUGUGUGGAUGAAAAAGAAGUUCUACUUGACCCACCUACCACCGCCCUCUCUAGUUCAUCACAACUCGAAGGCGAAAAUCGAGCCCAGUUAACUGAGGAGGAUUUAAAGCAUUUAUACAGGCUUGUUGAGGAGAAAGAUGGAGGAGCCUCAUGGAUUCAAAUGAUGGAUCGCUCUACUGCUACCAUGAGCUAUCAAGCAUGGCGGAGAGACCCUGAGACCGGGCCACCGCAGUAUCGAAGCCGAACGAUUUUUGAGGAUGCAACACCUCAGAUGGUGAGGGAUUUCUUUUGGGAUGAUGAAUUUAGACAGAAAUGGGAUGAUAUGCUUGUAAAUGCUCAAACUUUGGAGGAGUGUCCUACCACAGGGACCAUGACAGUCCACUGGGUGCGCAAGUUCCCUUUCUUCUGUAGUAAUCGAGAAUACGUGAUCGGACGAAGAAUUUGGGAAUCGGGACAGUCAUAUUACUGUGUGACAAAGGGUGUGCCUUGUUCCUCAGUACCUAGACAAAACAAGCUAAAACGUGUCGAUCUCUACUACUCGAGUUGGUGCAUCCGUGCAGUGGAGUCGAAAACGGGGAACGGGCAGCUAAGUGCAUGUGAGGUGUCGCUAUUUCACUACGAAGACAUGGGCAUUCCAUGGGAAAUUGCCAAGCUUGGAGUGAGGCAGGGGAUGUGGGGAGCUGUGAAGAAGAUGGAUCCCGCGUUACGUUUGUAUCAAAAGCAUAGAGCGACGGAGGCCCCGGUUUCGAAGUGUGUAGUGAUGGGGAAUAUCAACACAAAAGUGAGUACUGAGUUUCUGAGAUGCUCAGAAGAAGAUGCAUCUGAUGAUCCCACAGAGGUGAACAAAAGGUUGGAGCCCUCUGAAAAAGCAGCAGCAGGGAAGAACUUUCCAAAGCUUCUUAUGGUGGGUGGAGCGAUUGCCCUUGCUUGUACUCUCGACCACGGCCUCUUAACGAAAGCAGUUGUAUUCGGAGUUGCUCGGAGAUUUUCGAACAUCGGAAAGAGAUGAUCGGUGCAAAGAAGCCCGUAAUCAGCUUCAGCUUUGACGAAAGUUCUGAAGGUGGUAAUUUUGUUUUAACCCUCUUGAGUUGUAAAAAGAAGAUUUGGAAUGGGGAAAGUAGAAUUGUAUGAUUGUAUUUUGUUUUCCCAUCUCCUCAUCUUCCUGUUAUUUUGGAGUGGAAGUGUUUGUAGAAUAAUGAGUAGGGGAAAGUAAGAAGCAAUGUUAGGUAGCUGUUUUUUUUUUUUUUUUAAUUUUUAUGGCCAUCUCUUACUAGCUUUAGUCCCGAUUCUCCAAUAUACGAGAACGAAGAAUCCGAAGUAAUAUAUUUACUUGCUCAUUGUAA